Molecule: messenger RNA, 1485 nt
Organism: Pyrgilauda ruficollis (rufous-necked snowfinch)
Lineage: Eukaryota; Metazoa; Chordata; Aves; Passeriformes; Passeridae
Gene: SLC66A2
Product: solute carrier family 66 member 2
Exons: 6
Coding region: 221-1036 (271 amino acids)
Biological process (GO): retrograde transport, endosome to Golgi; phospholipid translocation
Cellular component (GO): endosome; trans-Golgi network
Source: RefSeq, a predicted model, not a curated record
GCCGCCGCUGCCCGCCCGCGGAGCGGCGCCGGGGGAUGCAGGCGGCGGCGGGAGCUCGGGGAGCAGGUCCGGGCCCCGCGGGAGAGGGCGCAGUCAUGGUGCCGCAUCCCGGCCAGGAGCCCGCCCGUGGCUAGAGCCGGCCGCGGCCGGAGAGCUGCGGCGGGGCACCCUCAGCCUGAGGGCAUCCCUCAGCCUGAGCGCCUCCCCGCGCGCCCCCGGCAUGGAGCCGGGCGGCCUGGAGUGGCUGCUGGUGCCCAUGCAGCAGCUGGUGUCCUGGGGCGCCGCGGGGGCCAUGGUGUUCGGCGGCGUCGUGCCCUACAUCCCACAGUACCGGGACAUUCGGCGGACCCAGAACGCGGAGGGCUUCUCCACCUACGUCUGCCUGGUGUUGCUGGUCGCAAACAUUCUGCGCAUACUUUUUUGGUUUGGAAGGCGUUUUGAAUCCCCUCUUUUGUGGCAGAGCAUUAUAAUGAUCAUUGCAAUGUUACUGAUGCUGAAACUGUGCACUGAGAUUCGUGUGUCCAAUGAGCUGAACGUGAAACGCCGCUCUUUUGCAGCUGCAGAUAGUAAGGAUGAAGAAAUCAAAGCACCACCCAAGAGAUCCUAUCUGGAUUUUGACUUGAACUAUUUUUGGCAUUGGAGCAAGUUUACAGACUACGUGCAGUGCGUCCUCACUUUCACUGGUGUGACUGGUUACAUCACUUACCUGUGGCUGGACUCCUCCCUCUUUGUGGAAACGCUGGGCUUCCUUGCUGUGUUCACUGAGGCCAUGCUGGGCGUCCCCCAGCUGUACCGCAACUACCAGAACAGAUCGACAGAAGGCAUGAGUAUCAAGAUGGUGCUGAUGUGGACCAGUGGGGACACGUUCAAGACUAUUUACUUCAUCCUGAAUCAGGCCCCUUUCCAGUUCUCCAUCUGUGGACUCCUGCAGGUAUUUGUGGACAUCGCAAUCCUGUUGCAGGUUUACUUGUACAGCCACUACCCUCAGAAGCCCGUGUCCCACACUGCACACCCAGCCAGCACUAAGGCCCUGUGAGGAACUUGGCUGAGCAGGUUGCAGGUCAGCAGAGCCAGCCACGGCAUCUCUUCUUCCACUUGUAAAUACUCCUGUGUUGCCAAGUUGAAAGCAGAAAUGAGAACAAGGAUGGAAAACACGGCUGCACGUCCAGCUCGGGAGGUUCUCUGUUAAAUAACUUGAUCUGUUUUCAGACUUAGCUGUACAGAACUGUUUCUUGGUGGGGGGAGGGGCACUUUAUUUUUGCAUACGUACCUAUAAGCCUUAUUAAUUCACAAAUGUUUGUAUAUUUAAUCACAAGGGCUGGAUGGUUUGUGUUUUUAAUGCUAUUUAAAAAUGUUACACCACAGAAAUUAUAGGAUAUUUUGUCUGAAACUUCUACCUAUUUAUAUAAUAGAAUGUCUGUAUAUGGUGGGAAGUUUUUGGCAUAUACUAGCAUUCAGUAUCUCCACGAUGGAGGAAGCAGUAUU